Messenger RNA from Monodelphis domestica (gray short-tailed opossum), 5734 nucleotides. It is a transcript of the gene FAM20B, whose product is annotated as FAM20B glycosaminoglycan xylosylkinase. Gene Ontology annotation, molecular function: phosphotransferase activity, alcohol group as acceptor. Gene Ontology annotation, biological process: proteoglycan biosynthetic process. The record is from RefSeq and is a predicted model, not a curated record. Lineage: Eukaryota; Metazoa; Chordata; Mammalia; Didelphimorphia; Didelphidae. Gene Ontology annotation, cellular component: Golgi apparatus.
UGGGGACUGCGCGGUCUCCGUUGGAUGCGUAGCCGCCGGCCGGCCAAGGCGCCAUCCCAGACUCCCGGGUGCACCGGUUAGUCCCCGGCCUUGACCUCGCCCGUGAAUGGGUGCCACCCGUGCCCCAAGCCAAGGAGGUCCCAGCGGGAGAGGCUUAGCCUCACGUCUUUGGCGAGACCCCGCUCUGGGGACUGACGCGAGUAGCUGCUGGAGCAGCUGCGGCUCUGAAAAGGAAACUAAGCUUUGCCUGUGGUCUCACAUCUAAUCCUAAUGUGGGGUCAAUCUUAAGUCCAAUAUUUGAUUCUUGACUGAGGAUAUUCUUGGGGCAUGGAAAUGAGCUUUGAUGAAUCAUCAAGUCUGAGAGAUUAGGUGUCAAGAGCAGAAUUGUUUAAAGAAGGGCUUAAUUGGAUUUCUUCCCAAGAUUGAGAUCAUCUACAAAAGGAAUCCUAGGAGGUGCUUCCGUGAUGGGAUGGACUAGUUUAGGUGAUAGUCAUGAACUCUCCACAUUAACUGCUGCCUCCUCACCCUAAUCAAAGAGAACCUGGGCUGAGGGAGAAGGAAAGGAGGCCACCAUGAAGCUGAAACAGCGAGCUGUCCUACUGGUCAUCCUCAUCAUCAUCUUUAUCUUUACAAAAGUUUUUCUUAUUGACAACUUGGACACUUCAGCUGCCAACCGUGAGGACCAGCGGGCCUUUCACCGAAUGAUGGCCAGCUUGCGUGUAGAGCUGGAUCCCCGCCUAGAGCAUACCUUGCAGUCUCCUUGGGAGAUUGCUGCUCAGUGGGUAGUUCCCCGGGAAGUGUACCCAGAAGAGACCCCAGAGCUGGGAGCUAUCAUGCAUGCCAUGGCCACCAAGAAGAUCAUCAAGGCUGAUGUGGGUUACAAGGGAACUCAGCUGAAAGCCUUGCUGAUACUUGAAGGAGGGCAGAAAGUUGUCUUCAAACCUAAGCGAUAUAGCCGAGACUAUGUGGUCGAAGGGGAGCCAUAUGCUGGUUAUGACAGGCACAAUGCAGAAGUAGCAGCCUUUCACUUGGACAGGAUCUUGGGUUUCCGCCGAGCCCCCUUGGUGGUUGGGAGAUUUGUGAAUCUUAGAACAGAGAUCAAGCCUGUUGCCACAGAGCAGUUAUUGAGCACAUUCUUAAUUCUUGGUAACAACACUUGCUUUUACGGGAAGUGUUAUUAUUGCCGAGAAACAGAGCCUGCAUGUGCAGAAGGAGACAUAAUGGAGGGAUCUGUUACACUGUGGCUUCCAGAUGUCUGGCCUCUGCAGAAGCACCGUCACCCUUGGGGCAGGACUUACAGGGAGGGGAAGCUUGCCAGGUGGGAGUACGAUGAUAGCUACUGUGACGCCGUGAAGAAGACAUCUCCCUAUGACUCUGGCCCCCGGCUCCUGGAUAUUGUCGACACCGCCGUCUUCGAUUAUCUGAUCGGCAAUGCUGACCGUCAUCACUACGAGAGCUUUCAGGAUGAUGAGGGCGCCAGCAUGCUGAUUCUCUUGGAUAAUGCCAAAAGCUUUGGAAACCCUACGCUGGAUGAAAGAAGCAUCCUCGCCCCUCUCUACCAGUGUUGCAUAAUUCGGGUCUCCACCUGGAACAGGCUGAACUACCUAAAGAAUGGCGUGCUUAAGUCUGCCUUAAAGUCGGCCAUGGCCCACGACCCCAUCUCCCCCGUGCUCUCCGACGCCCACCUGGACGCCAUGGAUCAGCGGCUCCUGGGCAUCCUGGCCACCGUCAAGCAGUGCACGGAUCAGUUUGGGACAGAUACUGUGCUGGUGGAAGACAGGAUGACUCUCUCCCACUUGUAAUUUUAGUGGAAAACAAAUGAAACUUCUUUUUACAAAUGAUAGAAAAACAGCACAAUUGAUUCCAAAUGGAUGGAUGGGAAAAGAUGGAAAGCCCCACGCAGUGAUCUCUGGUCCUAGGGAACGGGGUGGCUUGGGGUGGCUCGUGUUUCUCCCCAUGACGAGCUAAAGCUCUGACUAAAAGCUUUAGACCCCGAGACGUCCCUGCACAGCCUCCCGCGGUUCUGGCAGUGUUCUUUUUUGGUGUGCCACGUCUGUGUCGUGAAAAGCUUGAUUUCCAGUUGUGGAGGCCUCGUGGGAUCUGAAUGUGAAUCCAAGAAUGGUUCUGGGGUGUGUGUGUGUGUGUGUGUGUGUGUGUGUGUGUGUGUGUGUGUGUGCGCGCGCGCGUGCGUGUAUGUGUGUGUAUGCACGUGUGUAUACGUGUGUGUGUGUGUGUGUCACCUGAACCCUCUCGUCUGCCUUCCCUCCUUCGCCCUCGGGCCCGCUCUUCUCCCCACUCAGCAUCUAAAGGGACUUCGGCCGGCCGGCGUCGGGGUGCAGUUUGCGUAGCUUUGCUCUUAGUGAGGAAGGUUCUGAGCUCCUCGUACAGAGCCGGUGGCGGCCAAGAACAGCACAGCCCUCCGCAGCUUUGGGCCUCUCCCCCGCUGCCCUUUGCAACAGCCGCGAGCCCUGCGGAGUCGGAAGGGAGGGCAGAAGCCGCGGGUGCCCCCGAUUGCAGGGAGGUUAGCUUGCUGGUAUUCGUGACUCCUGGAAGGUUGCAAGAAACGUCACCGUGUCCCCCGCCACCUCCAGAAUGAAGCCGGUCUCUGAAGCAGACCUUGGGCUCGCUGACGCCUCCUGAGCGUCACUUCGCUCUUGCUCCAGGCAGGCAGAUACCUUCCUGUGAGCAGGUGCCCACAGGCGAGAAGAGCGGAUGGGCGGAGGCUCUGCACCUCGAAGGCCACAGCCGCGUUGUGUCGCAGGCGGGAUCAGACGGCCUCCGAGGGAUUCCUCCACUCCAGGCAGGGCUUCCUUUGCCGCCGCCUGAACUUGCAGAGAUGUGUGAUGAGGGGCCACACGAAAGCUUAGAGAGAAGCUUCGGAGCCUUUCAAGACGCGCUCGCCUCCCCCUCCCGUCUCCCCCUUAUUCUCGUCUUGCGUCCUGAACUUCCCCCCAUUCUGGCUGUGUUUCCGGAGCCUCCAAAUUCUGUGGCACUUCCGCCGGCUUGUGUUCUGAACACACAGCUCCGGACGUGUGAGGCAAGCGGGUCUGGGGCAGGGCUGGGUGCGCAUCCCUCCUAGUUCUUCUGCUUCUAGUCCUUAUUCCUUUUCCAGGUUUAUAAACCCUUGGUUAGAGACUACUAUUUAUAUGGUAAAAGGGAACACGUCUAAUCCCGGCCGCUGGAAAUCAAAUGAGAGCGAUCAGUCUUAAAACCGAUUUAGGAGAUUGAAGGGCCAGUUUUCCGAGGAGGAGAGACACAUAAUGAGAGACCCUCUGGCGGUAUCCCGAUAUUACGGACGUCGGGCACUUCUUUUAAUACCUUAUACGCAUCUGAGACCAGGACAAGAAUGGGCUAUGAGGAAAAAGGAUCGUGACACGUGAGGAGAAGGCAAAUACUUGCAGAGUGCCACCAUUGUGUCAAGGGGACAAGAAGCCUAUUCCAGUUUCAAGAUUGUUUACUGAGUGCGUCCAGGAAAAUUCUCCCUUUCGCCUGAGAGUCACUUGGAUAGCACCGAUCCUAAAAUCUCGGGGAGAGCUGCAGAGGUAGUCAGAUCUCAAGACUGUUUUUAAAUCAAGCUUCGCUCUCUGUGAUAAAUGCUACUUUCAUGCUCUACGGAUACAAAUGAACAAAAGACGAUUCUGUGUAUCCUUCCAGAUACACCUCUUGCCUUUAUGAGGUUACACUGAAAUCUCGCCUUCGUGAGUUCUGAAAACUUGGGAAUUUCAUUCUGGUUGUUGGAAGUAAAUUAUUCUGCUAAAGAAAUAAGGUAGAAAAAAGAAGUGACUUGGUUAAAGUGGGUCUUUUUUCCCCCUCAAACAUUGCUUCACUUUCUUAUUAGAAUAAAGUCAUCGUUUCCUUUUCCAUUUCCUACCGCACACAAAUGCAUAGACCUUCAGAUUUAGAACCAGAAUAGUAUGUAAAGCUAGAGCUUUAUUGCUAGAAUUUUUAUAAUAAAGCUAGAGCUUUAUUGCUAGAAUUAGGUUUGUUGAUCUUCCAUUGGUGUGCAGAAUGUGGCCCAAGUUAGGAUUGAGUGGAAUUGAGGAUUCAGAAUAAGCCAGUGACUCCAAAUGCCACAAACACUAAAUUCACCUUAUAGAAUAAGAUACCUUUUAAUCGUAAUAAUAAAAUGCCUUUGAACUCUGGUCCAUUUUAUUAGGAUUUUGAACUGCUUAUAAUCAGGUUGUAUUUAAUUCAGAGCAUGUAUGGUCCUGAGUGUUGGGGUUGCUGACGUCAGCCCAGGGCACAUUUGAAAUAAAAUUCUAAAGCUAGAGUAGACAGAUUACAUUUUGAUAUGCCCCCUCACAAAGCCAGAUCUUAUUUUAAGAGAUUUUUUUCUGAUUCUUGCUUUUUGAAACCUCAGUUUUUAAGUUUAGGGAAGUGUUUCUGCAGGUUUUAUUCUAAAACUGCUUGUUAAUGUGAGGUGUUGCUUACAUUGUAGUUGAAGAAGUAAAUAAGUUAGCACAAAACGGAGAUUACAGGAUAGGGUUUUAUUUGCUUAAUCAGUGGUUCUCAACCUUUCUAAUGCCGUGACCCCGCAAUACAGUUCCUCAUGUUGCAGUGACCCCAAACCAAAAUAUUAUUUUGGUGGCUACUUCCAAACUGUAAUUUUGCUACAGUUAUGAUUCAGAAUGUAAAUACCUGAUAUGCAUUAUGUAUUCUCAUUGCUACAAAUUGAGAAGUUGAGAACCGCAGCCUUAGAUCGUAUCCUCCCAGUGAGUCAUUCUCUCCCUGUUCAUGCUUAACUAAAGUUAACGUGCUGCAUGUCAAGAUUUGAAAAUUAAGAAGGGAAUGAAAGAACUGAUGACUGGACUGUUAAUUCUAUGCAGAUCUUGGAAGGAAAAAUAGAUACUGUACAUGGAAAAGAUAAUGGAAUGAUUUCAGGGUGUUAUCAGUCAGCAUGACUCAUCUCCUGCUAGAAUUCUUUUUUCUUUUUUCCAGUGCAAAGUUCAUUCCCUCUCCCUUCGUCCCCCAUCUCCCAUACUAAUACACCAUCGUGGUUUUGUCGGCUAGUGUUUUAGAAACACUAGUGAGUGAUCACACCCAGAGAAGAGAACAUCUGCUGAGAUAUUAAACUUUCAGAAAGUUGAUUUGGUUGGAGACAGGGUCUUGGGUAAGUCCUCUUCUCUGAUGGAGAUAUAAACUGCCUCAUAUAAAAUGAGAGGGUUGGUAAAUGUCCCUAAGUUCUAAUUUUAAGUUUCAGAGUAUAGGCAUAAGAAAAUUCCUGCAUGUCCCAAGCACAGUGACAGCCAACAGAAGAUGUUUUACUUUGGCAUGGCCCAUUUGCUGGAAAAACUGAAACUGAGGUGGAGAAAAGAUCCUCCUCCAAGUCCUUGAGAGUAAGAACUAGGGCAUGGAUACCCAACUUUUCCCUUUGAGAUACUGACAAAGAAAAGGAGUUGGGAGAGAAAGGAAAGAGGACCAGAGACUGAGUGAGUUGAGUCAUUAUUCAUUCAAACGAAUGGUGGGGUGAGAUGGAGUGGGGUGGGGGAUAAUUUAUUGAGAAGGUAAUUUAUUUACUAACAGCAACUUGGAAGGGAGAGUAAGAACUCUUCUUGAAGCUGCCCAGAAACUCCAACUGCACAAAUAAAGAUCAUUCUUGGUAAAAAAAAAAGAGAGAGAUGCUCAAUAGAACAAGAAAACGAACAUCUCCAUUUCUACGUGUGUUCUGUUGGUUCAAGUUCUGAAUCAUGAAACAUGAAGUGAAUAAAGAUUUUGAUAAGCAACCUCAAACUCA